Molecule: messenger RNA, 4090 nt
Organism: Parnassius mnemosyne (clouded apollo)
Lineage: Eukaryota; Metazoa; Arthropoda; Insecta; Lepidoptera; Papilionidae
Source: the annotation of a GenBank genome assembly
GACCCCCCCAUGGUACAUACAAGCCGAUUGACGUUUAGAAGCGAUUUCAAGUUAUAUUAUAGUAAAAAGUUUGUUUUAGUGUUCCGAUUACUAAAAUACUGAAUAUACCAUGAACCCUGUAGAAAGAGCGGCUCAUCCCUCAACAGCCCAAAUUCACGCACUAUUAAAUUUUUUGGAGAGGAAUCCAAGCCUUGCAAAAGGUUUUUCAAAAGUUCCCAGUGCAAGGGACACAGCCCGUAAAAGCUGGGAGAAACUGGCGCUUCAACUCAAUAGUUCAGGGGACUGUGUUAACACCUGGAAACAAUGGACUAAAUACUGGGCUGAUAAAAAAAGUGCUGUUAAAAAGAAGGGUGCAUUACGCUUUAGAACUAGAAAUAAGACUGGUGGCGGUAAAGAGGUGGUGGAGCUUUCGGAGAUUGAAGAGAAAAUAUUAGCCUUAAUGGGUGGCGAAAGUUUUGCCACUGGUGACAGGCAUUUAGAAAUUAAUCCAUUUUUUGAAGCCCAGGCUGGAAAGAGUCCUGAAAAUAGUCUCUCUUUGCUGGCUUCUACCCAGUUAAUAAGCCUAAAUCCAUUACCGUUACCAAUGGAACAGCAAACACAACACAAACACACAACACCAAGUUCUAUUGGAGAUUUUCCAGCUGGAAAUGUUCCUGUUGUAGAGGUAUAUACAGUCAAAACCGAAUAUAACGACAUCGUUUAUAACGACGAAUCGGUUAUUACGACCGAAUGGUAAGGUCCCGGCCGAAUCCCUAAUAAACAGUUAAGUAAACAUAUAGCCUAUAACAACAUCAGAUACAGCGACAUAUCGCUUAGAACGACGGAACUUUAUCGAUAUUCAUCGGCUAUACAGAAACAGAAACAGAAACAGAAACUUUUUUAUUCAAUAUAGAUUAUAAAUAAUACUUAUUGAAAGUCACUCUUUUGUUUGAUUACCACUGGUUCGGAAAAAACCUCUGUCCUGGGAAGAACCAGCAAGAAACCCAGCGGGACUUUUUUUUUAAAUAACAGCUUACAAUCAUGAUGUUACACAAAUUAACAACACAACAAAUUAGAAAUAGCUUGGUAGCGAUCACCUCAUUUCCAGGGGUUAUUAUCAUCCAUAAAUUCCUUAAUAUUAUAAUAACCCUUUUUAUACAAACUUAGUUUAAUAAAGUUUUUGAACUUUGAACAGGUCAAACUUUGUAUAUUUUCUGGAAUUUUGUUGUAAAAGCGUAUACAUCGCCCCAAGAAUGAAUUACUGACUCGAUGGAGUCGAGUAACUGGUACUACUAGCUUGUGUCUGUUCCUAGUAUUUACAGAAUGAAUAUCACUUAUUUUUGUAAAACUACUUUUAUUUUUGUGUACGUACAUUACAUUUUCAUAAAUGUAUUGAGAGGCCAAAGUUAAUAUAUUAAUUUCCUUAAAUUUUUGUCGCAGCGACUCUUUAGGCUUUAAAUCAUAAUGCUCUUAUGGCCCUCUUCUGCAAAACAAAUAUAAUUUCAGUGUCAGCUGCGUGUCCCCAUAGCAAAAUACCAUACGACAUUAUGCUAUGGAAGCAGCUGAAGUAAACUAGUCUAGCUGUUUCAACACUGGUUAAACUUCUAAUCUUUUUUACAGCAUAUGCUGCAGAACUAAGUCUGCUUGCUAGUUUUGAUAUAUGGGGGCUCCAUUGAAGCUUCGCGUCUAGUGUGAUUCCAAGAAAAAUGGUGGUAUCUACAAGACUCAGUUUCUCCCCAUUUAAAAUUACAUUAGUAUUUAAUUGUUUGACAUUUGGAGUCACGAAUUUCAUACAUUUUGUUUUAGUGCCAUUUAAAUGCAAAUUAUUAACAUCGAACCAAUUUACUAAUUUAGAGAUAGCAUUAUUUACUUCGUCAUAUUUUAGUAACUGUCGACUUAAUUUGAAAAUUAAAGAAGUGUCAUCUGCAAAUAAUACUAUAUCAUGGUUAUCCCCUACUAUGUAAGGUAAGUCAUUAAUGUAUACAAGAAACAGAAAGGGGCCGAGAAUUGAGCCUUGAGGCACGCCCAUUUGUACCAUCGAUCCGGAAGAGCUCAUAUUGUUAAUGACAACUUUUUGCGUUCUCUUACUUAAAUAUGAAAUAAUUAAUUUAAGGGCAUCACUUCUUACACCGUAGUGUUGAAGUUUCCUGAUUAAUGUUUCAUGGUGAACACAAUCGAAGGCCUUGGAUAGGUCACAAAAUAUACCCAAAGCAUCCUGUGAAUUCUCCCAUGCAUUAAAGAUAUAUUUAAUCAGCUCAACACCGGCAUCAGUUGUCGAGCGACCCCUUGUGAAACCAAAUUGAUUUUUAUGAAGUAAAUUAUUUAUAUUAAAAAAAUUUAACAUUUGAACAAGAACAAUUUUUUCAAAAAUCUUACUAAGUGUUGGUAGUACAGAAAUAGGUCUAAAAUUGGCGGGGUCUAAUGUACUACCAGAUUUAAAUAAAGGUAUUACUUUACUAUGCUUCAUUAAAUCAGGAAACACACCAGAUUCGAUACUAGUAUUAAAAAUAAUAGCUAAAUGAGGCGCGAUUGUAUCUAUUAUAGACGCAAUAACUUUAACGGAAAUCCCCCACAGAUCCGCAGUUUUCUUAACAUCAAUAGUUUUAAAAUAUUUUACAAUAUCUUUUGAUGACACUUUAUGAAAUGUAAAAUUCUUUGUACACACAUUUACAUUUUGUUUAAGUAAUGAUUCGGCGACGGCAGGAGAAGAAUUCAGUGACUUAGUGGUCAAGAUCGGAAUAUCAGUAAAAUAUUUCUCAAAAACCAUUGCUACGUCCUGAUCUGAUACAGUUAAUUUGUUGUUAACACUUAACUGGUAAUUUGAAUUGCGAGAGUUGAUCUUACCAUAACGACCAACCGUUGUGCUUGUAAAAUAAAAAAAUACAAACAAUUUUCAAACCUAUUCUAAUCUAUGAAGGAAUGUUUUGACUUAUGCCUACGCAGUUUUUUCCACCCCAUCCGACGUGUGCGCCGUAGUUACUGAGGAAGAGAUUCUUGCAGAAGUUGAAAGUAAUAAUCGUAACACUGAUGAAGAAAACGAAGACCCCCAAGAGCAGUUCCAACCAACAACACUAUGCGAGGCUAUUAAUGCUAUAAUAGUUUUACAAAAAUUUGUUGCUUUUAACAAAGAGUUUAAUGCUGAUGAUAAUCAAGCAAUCUUGACGAGAAUGAAACGUAAAAUGCAAAACACAUUUGAGACUCUGCUUAAAAAAAACAGACCAAAAUGACUGAUUACUUUAAAAACUUAUUGUAGUCUAUAAGCUGUACUGUUGGUCCUGCAAGUUUUUCAGAAUAAAUAUUUUUAUGUUUGUAUACUUGUGUAUAUUGCUUAUAACAACUAUCGGAUAUAACAUCCGAAGUUAUAUGGUCCCUUCAAUGUCGUUAUAUCCGGUUUUGACUGUAUGUGUUAUUUUGUCUGCAUACUAUUUAUAUUAUUUAUUUAAAUUUCUAUAUAAAUUAGGAUGUAGAGUGUAUGUCAUUGUAGUAUCUAGAUAGAAAUAUUAAAAAUAAUAUUCUAUGUAUAUUUACAUAAUAUUUUAAUACAAGAGUCUGUAAGUUAUCAUUAUUAUUGUUUCAGACAACACAACAGCAUGCAAUUGAAAGGCAGGCUAUUUUAUGCCUACCUGGAACAUCUGGGCCAUCUUCCAGGCCAAGUGUUGUUCGCAUGGUAUCACUAAGCCCUUUACCGAUGGUGGUCCAAUCUCCACCCUGCACACCACCCACAGUUGGAGGUCCUGCAAGUCCUCCCCCAACUCCUUCGGGUUCAGGCAGCCACCCACAUCGGCUAAGAAAUGCACGUCGCCAGUUGAUUGGAUCUCCAGUGCAUAAUCAUCCUCUGCUCAAUACAACAACAUCAAGACUUCGCCAUAAUUGUCGAAGUCGUGCAUCACCUCCAUCUCAACGGCGAUCACAAUUCACGAGUUUUUCGGAGCGAUUUUUGGCGAUAGAAGAACAAAAACUCGAAAUAAAUCGCCGUAAUUCGGAGCUUUUAGAAAUGCUCGUUAAUCAAACAGUGCAGAGCAUUGGAGAAGGAUUGAAAUUAUUGCAAGAGACUUUAAAAAAAUUAAUAUUUGUAAUAUUAUAAUUUUUAUUAAAAUGUAGUAUGGUUUUU